UUAUUAUGAACUGGUCUCCUAUCGGUUUUUCAAUGAUCAGCAAUCUUUCUCCAUAAAAAAAGGGGGGUAUUUCCAUUCCACCAUCUGCCAGAAUUUUGGUGAAUUUCCUGGUUAUGGAUUCCAUGCAUAGCCGGAGUGCAAAUGAACUGUUGCAAGCUCAAGUUCAUUUGUAUAAUCACAUAUUUAACUACAUCAAUUCUAUGUCACUCAAGUGCGCAGUUCAGCUGGGCAUACCAGACAUAAUUCACAACCAUGGCAAACCCAUCACCCUUCCUGAGCUCGUCUCAGCACUUGGCAUCCACCCAACCAAAACCUGUUUUGUCUACCGGUUCAUGCGCAUGCUGGUGUUCUCUGGAUUCUUUUCUACCACAAAAGCUCCUAAUGCUCAAGAAGAAGGACAAGAAGCUUAUGUUCUAACAUCAUCUUCUAAGCUCCUUGUCAAGGAUAACCCCAAUUGCUUGACACCCUUCGUUAAUUCAUUGCUUAAGCCAGAUUUUGUAACUCUAGGGCAUGUCUUGGGAGAUUGGUUUCGAGGCAACGAGGUCACAGUAUUUGAGAAAGCACAUGGAAUGGCAUUUUGGGAAUAUAAUGAUAGAAACCCUGAAUUUAACCAGCUUUUUAAUGAAGCAAUGGCCAGUGAUUCUCAGAUGAUGAAUUUGGUCAUUAGAGACUGCAAGGCAAUUUUUGAAGGGGUGAAUUCAUUGGUUGAUGUGGGAGGCGGUAAUGGAUCCUUGGCCAGGAUCAUAUCAGAGGCAUUCCCUCGUAUGAAAUGCACUGUUCUUGAAAUUCCUCAGGUCAUUGCCAAUUUAGAAGGCACUAAGAACUUGAAUUAUGUUGGAGGUGAUAUGUUUCAGCACGUCCCUGCUGCAGAUGCCAUCAUACUUAAGUUAAUUUUGCACGGUUGGAGUGAUGAGGAAUGCCUGAAAAUACUGAAGAAAUGCAAAGAAGCCAUUUCUAGCAAAGGAAAGGGAGGAAAGGUGAUUGUCAUAGACUUGGUGAUAAAUGAGAAGAAAGAUGAAGAUGAAUUGACAGAAACAAAGCUACUCUUUGACAUGCUGAUGAUGUAUGUGACUACCGGAAGAGAAAGAACGGAGAAAGAAUGGGAAGAGCUAUUCUUGAAGGCCGGUUUCAGUCACUACAAGAUAACACCCGUACUUGGUUUAAGGUCCCUAAUUGAAGUUUAUCCUUGAGAGUGCAGGAACCAUGUAUCAGAAUCUUGAUAAGAUUGUUGAAUAAAAUUUAUCCGCUUAAUUAGGCAAGGCACGGCUGUGAUGUUAAGCCAAGAUGCUGAACUUGUGUUGUUCUUGAAAUUUUCUUUUCCCUGAGUAAUUAAGAAUAAAAUAUUAGUCAAAUUGCAAUA
Messenger RNA from Hevea brasiliensis (rubber tree), 1360 nucleotides. Its product is annotated as probable O-methyltransferase 3. The record is from RefSeq and is a predicted model, not a curated record. The coding region runs from base 114 to 1190 and encodes 358 amino acids. NCBI's taxonomy places the organism in Eukaryota, Viridiplantae, Streptophyta, Magnoliopsida, Malpighiales, Euphorbiaceae. Gene Ontology annotation, biological process: methylation. Gene Ontology annotation, molecular function: O-methyltransferase activity; S-adenosylmethionine-dependent methyltransferase activity; protein dimerization activity. The transcript is spliced from 2 exons.